Molecule: messenger RNA, 1770 nt
Organism: Scaptodrosophila lebanonensis
Lineage: Eukaryota; Metazoa; Arthropoda; Insecta; Diptera; Drosophilidae
Product: esterase E4
Exons: 4
Coding region: 1-1770 (589 amino acids)
Source: RefSeq, a predicted model, not a curated record
AUGCAGAAAGUGUGUAAAUUCUUAGUUCUUUGGCUGCUGCUGCUUUGUGGCCAUGCGAACGAGGUUCAGAGUCAAAAUAGCACUCAGGCUAAAACGUUAAACGAUCUGCCACCGGGUAGUGAUAAGGAACUAUCCGAUUUGGUCAUCACCACAGCAUUGGGCAAGAUACGGGGCACUAUUUUACCAUCGCAGGCGGGUCGAAAUUUUUAUGCCUUUCGCGGUAUUCCCUAUGCCAAGGCACCUGUUGACAAUUUACGCUUUAGGCCCCCAGAGCCCAUUGAGCAAUGGUUUGACGUACUCGACGCCACCUUCGAUGGACCAAAGUGCCCACAACCGGGACUCUUCAGCGAGGAUAUUAGCGAGGACUGUCUGCGCCUGAACAUCUACACACGUGAACUGCCCAGCGAGGCGCAACCGAAUGUGAAGAAGCCAGUUAUAGUGUUCAUACAUCCCGGCGGCUUCUAUUCGCUGUCCGGGCAGAGUAAAAACUUUGCCGGACCGCAGUAUUUUAUGGAUCGUAACCUGGUGCUGGUUACCUUCAAUUACCGGCUGGGCACGUUGGGCUUCCUCGCCACAGGCACGGAGGCGGCGGCCGGCAACAUGGGUCUAAAGGAUCAAGUUCAACUGCUGCGUUGGCUGAAGCUCCACAUCUCGCGCUUUGGCGGAGAUCCCAAUGCCAUCACACUCUUGGGCUAUGGGGCUGGGGCCAUGGCUGUGACACUCCACAUGGUGUCGCCAAUGUCGCAGGGUUUAUUCCAUCGGGCUAUUGUAAUGAGUGGCGCCGCAACGGGUCAGUGGUCGCUGCCCGAGGAGCAAAUGGAUGUGGCUAGGAAACAAGCAGCCUUAUUGCAGUGCUCCAUCGAGAGCAUUGCCGAGCUAGUGGAUUGUCUGCGUGGGAAACAUUAUCUGGAGUAUGCAAAUAGCUUGCCGCGCAUGUUUGAUUUCGGACGUAACAAUCCGUUGAUUAUUUGGAAGCCAGUCGUUGAGCCCGACUUUGGACAGGAGCGUUUUCUCAUCGAGGACCCUGUGCGCAGUUAUCAAAAUGGCGAUUUCAUGAAAAUACCCGUCAUAACGGGCAUGACGAAAGAUGAAUUUGUGGGUCCGGCCAUAUCUAUUCUUCAGAGUCGCACGCUGCUCGACACCUUCAAUGAUAACUUUGAGGCCUUGGCUCCCAUUUGUUUUCUCUAUAACGCAAGCAGUCCGCGCUCGCAAAACAUAAGUCAAGAGCUUCGAGAGCAUUAUUUCGGCUCCCAGCCGCUCGAUGCGAAUAGCUCGUUGGAAGCGCUCGCCACUCUGUACUCGGAUGCUCUGACUGGCUUCGGUAUACAUCGCUUUGUACACCUGGCAGCGCGCUCCACUAAGGUCUACUACUAUCGGUUUGCCUACCAGGGCGGUCGCAGUCACAUCCACUAUCCGGAGGAGUCACCCUACGGUGUGGUGCAUCACGACGAUCUGAUGUAUUUGUUUGUGGAGCCCUCGAUCAGUCGCAUGUUCACCGAGGACGAUGACGAGUUCCGCAUGGUCGAUAUCAUGACUAGAAUGUUUUCGGCCUUCGCCUAUAAAGGUGAUCCGAAUAAGCCGAGUGAUGAGCAACUGCGUGCGAUACGUUGGCGACCAUUCAGCUUCAAGAAACGCUACUAUCUGGAUAUAGGGGAUGAGCUAAUCAUGCAGGAGGGUCUGAAUUCGGCACGCUACGAGGUCUGGAAACGUCUCUUCCCCUUGAACUGGCGACGUCAGACCAAGGAACGCUGGAUAAUGGAUUAUAUCUAA